AUGGCCGACACAAUGCUGGACCCGUCGCGAAUGAACUCCAUAUCCAUAGACUCGGGACUAAUGGAUGUAGUGCUCACAGCCACUUCAAAUCACAAGCACGUAUUCAGUUUCGGACACGCAAGAGCAUCUAAGCUGGUUGAGAGUUGUGCGAGACUGUUUAGAAGCAUCUUGAGGGGAUCAGAUCAUCCUGAUGUGGUCCGUGCCGUUGAGAGGCUUCAGGCCGGGUUCAUGGCGUGGGGUCAUGAAGUCCUUGUUUUCGACAAAGACGGGGGGGAGUCAGAGGAAGGGAAGGAAGUAUUCGACAAUUACCUUGAUAAUCACCCCCAGUUUUCCAAAGAUAUGCAGAUGGACUUGGACGCUCUUUACGUUCAUCUCUCCGAAGUAUGGCGGAUGCUCGAUGGCCGGCUUCAAAACACACCGCAUGGCAAAGCCACUUUGCAAGACCCCGUCAUACUGCCCGGUCAGGAUGUUACCAGAGAUACUACCCCGGGCAUCGGCCCACGGUCACGACUGGGCUUAGUGUUGUCCAGGAUGAUUCCAAUGCGUUUGCUACUGCUCCAGCUCAGAUAUGCCGACUACUCUUCAAAUUGGGAUGAAGGUGUCAUUCCUCGCAUCUCGGACAAGUACCUGCUGAGCGUACUGUGCGAGCCCCUUGUAUAGAAACAUACUCCAUUCCCGCAGCCGGCAGGGAAGUACGAGCUAGUCGAACCGAUCGCAUUCGUCAUUUUCAAUACUCUGUGGUCUCAUAUGCACGGUCAACAGCCACGACGCGGGCUUACCAAGCGAGUUUGGGAGAAAUCGACUUCAGCC
Molecule: messenger RNA, 810 nt
Organism: Colletotrichum godetiae
Lineage: Eukaryota; Fungi; Ascomycota; Sordariomycetes; Glomerellales; Glomerellaceae
Exons: 2
Coding region: 1-660 (219 amino acids)
Source: RefSeq, a predicted model, not a curated record